AUGCAAGCAGCAGGUUUUUCCUAUACAGGCAAUGCAGAUACUGCUCGCUGUGAUACAUGUGCACUGGAAGUAUCCAACUGGACACUAGAUAUGAAACCGUUCACCAUUCAUGCACAACAAAGUCCAAAAUGCGAAUUUGUUCGUUCUAUGCAACCGUCCGACACAACAACUUCCUCACACAUAAACGCUACAGUACAAUGCACAUCAUCUUCACCAUCACAUGGUGAAGAUAGACCAUCCAAACGACAAAAGAUAGAUUCUCCACUAGUACCUAUGCAAUCAAACGUGCUAGUGGAAGCGGAAGCUAUGAAACAUGUGCGUCGACGAACGUUCUCACACUGGCCUCAGCGAUCAUCACCAUCGGUCGAACACAUGAUUGAAGCAGGUUUCUUCAGCUGUAACAUUGGUGAUCGUGUGAUAUGCAUAUACUGUAACAUAAUCUGUCAACAAUGGAUGCAAUACACGGACGAUCCUCGAGAAGUGCAUAGAACCCUAUCACCACAAUGUCCAUUUGUUCGUUCCAUCUCUAAUCACCACCUAUCAUCGUUGUCAAACAACGGCGAUCCAUGUGAACUAAAGUCUGAAAUGCUUGAAGGCGCUUUUCACCAAGCUUAUGUUAAUCCUAAAGACCGUCAUGCUUCUUUCAAAAACUGGCCAACAGAACCUCUUCCGUCAGUUGACGAUCUAGUCAAUGCUGGAUUUUUCUAUACUGGAACGGGAUCACAAGUGACAUGUUUCUAUUGUACCGGAUCUUUGCGCAAUUGGGGGCCAACGGAUAAUCCAAUGGUAGAACAUGCACGAUGGUUUCCACGCUGUGCUUAUGCUAAAUAUGUUUGUGGAACAGAAUUAUACCAAAAGGUGCAGGGUACGGUUCGUCGAAACGAAAAGAACAAAGCACGCUCAAAAAUUGGUGUUCAAGAAACAACUACGGCUACUGCUCCAGUUAAUACACCUUCAGGAACAUUCGACAGUGGCGCAUUAGAAAGAUUAGUAAGUGCUCGGCUCGAUUUACCAUAUUCUCAAGAGUUGCGUUCUCAAAACUUCAAAUUAUCUAUUAUCAGACGUUGUUGGGAAGAUCAACUCUUGCUCAAAGAUGAUGAUUUUCACUCUGAAACUGAUUUAUUUAUGGCCUGUACGAUUCUUCAGAAACAAAUCGAAAAUAUUGCUGGUAAAGCAGAAAAUAUCAUUGUACCUAGUGAACAUUGUAAAAAAUUGCCAGUGAAUCCCGAAUCAGUAACAAUUUUUCGUUUAGGAACUGUGCAACCUUUACUAGUUUGCAGGUUAUGUACAACAAACGAAAAACAGCUGGCAUGCAUUCCUUGUGGCCAUUUUUCUAUCUGUACGCCAUGUGGACAUAAAUUACGAUCGUGUAUAGUAUGUCAUAAAGACAUAGUGGGUUUUGUGCGCGUAUAUUUGUAA
Messenger RNA from Adineta ricciae, 1419 nucleotides. NCBI's taxonomy places the organism in Eukaryota, Metazoa, Rotifera, Eurotatoria, Adinetida, Adinetidae. The record is from the annotation of a GenBank genome assembly.